AAUGCUCCUACUCUUCCACGACUAAAAACUAUUAUCAACAUUUCAUCGAAUAUGAUUCGUUUCUCAGUUUUCCUAUUUUUAACUACGACUAUUCUCACUGCAAAUGCUCAGAACUCUUGUGAAGAUCGGUGUACACGAUUGAAACAACGAUCCUUGAGUCGAAUCGGAUAUGAUGACGAACGAUUACAAACUCUUUUUGAAAGACAACGACCGAUAGAAAGCAUGAAAGAUGUUUGUUGGAGGCUUUACGACAAUUUGGACUGCAUGAAAAAAUGUCCAAAAUCGGAGAAACAUGCAAUUUUUGCAAAGCACGUUAGGAACAAAUGCAAAUUUGUGUUAUCCGAAAUGGAACCAACACUCAAAUGCAUCAGCAAGCAUCAUUCAUUUCUAACAAUGCGAUGUAGUUCAUUUUUAAACGAAGCUUCUCGAUUGAGGGCUGAAUCUGAUUUGAGCACAACUCCACGUCAUGAUGAAUGCCGAUUUUUGCAUCUAACAACAAUUUGCUUAGAAAAUCACGUGAACACAUUUUGUCCAGAUGGAAGGAAAAUUUUCAAAAGACUCAAUUUUAGAGACUAUUUUCUAAGUUUUGUGCUUCCGAUGGACGACGAUUUGUUUGAUGACGAGGAUCUGGAUAGUUGCCAAAUUUACGAUUUUGUUAAGGAUGCGGAGAAAAGAGAACGAGAAAAUGAAGAGAGAAAACAGGAAGAGGAGAGACGCAGACGAAUUGAUGAUGAUGAAGAUUAUGAGGAAGAACUAACAACAAUAGUAAAUGAUAUGGAAGAUGAUUCAUCGUACACUAAGACCUCUACAAUGCCCACAGAGGAAACGACAAAUUCAUUGGAAUCAACAUCUUCUGAAUCAUUUACUGCAGAAUCAACAUCAUCAAUUUCACCAAUCCUGGGUACAUUGGAGUCAAUUAAACAAGAGGAUUUCACUACUCUUCUCGAUGACUUGAUAACAUCAGCGGAACGUGAUCCUACUGAAACGGUACAGAGAACUUCUGAAAUAAACGGUGCAUUUACUCAAAACUCAAUAUUGGAGCUGGAUCACGUGACUUCACCAGAAACAUCAACUAGCGAAAGUGGGAACGAUGACUUGGAUGCUAUAGUGAACAAUUUGGAUGAGGAUAAACAAGAUCAAGGUAGACAAGAGUCUACUCAACUCAUCAGUCCAAGUACUUCCACCAACUCUCUAACACAUCUCAAUGACAAAACUGAAGAGGACGUGGAUCACAAUGCUGAAUAUCAUGAUUACACUGAUCACCAUUAUGAUGAAGAUCAUGAAUACCAUGACUCGGAUAAUACAACUCAUCCAACAAUUAGUGUGGUAUCUAUUGAAACAAGAUUAUCAGAAUCAGAUUCGGACGCUGAUUCCAAAGAAAAACAAUCGGAAGAUAAUGCACUCGUAGAAGUGACAACUCCAGAUCAACUUUUAAACUUGACCCCACCAAAUAUUGUUAAUUCAAAUGAAUCAGAAGAUUUGGAAGAAAGCGGAGAAGAGAUUCAAAUUGAAACAACAACACUCAAGCGAAAAGUAUUUUCGGAAGAUAGUAUGGAGAAUACACCACCAAACUUCUUUUAUUCAUCAAAUCGUUAUGACAGUACAACACGGUCAAAUUAUGUCGCUGAUAAUUUAGAUUUAGAGGAUAGCGAAGAACCGCUGGAAAUUGAUACAUCGACGUUGUUUGGUGUUGAGACAACUUCCAAUGAAAUUAUCGAGUUGUCCACAUCUACAAUAUCUUAUAAAACGACUGAAACUCCAAAGAAAACAACAAGUGGAAAACCGAAACCAUGGCUUCAUGGCGGAGUUAUUGUAAAACCAAUUUUAAAUUUUGAUCAGUUGGAUGUAGAUCAAGACGAACAACGAGAACGAGAAAAUCGUCGUCAAGAAUUCAAAAAUUCAUCUUCCACACUUUCAACAUCUGAGACAUCUCCAACAAAAGGCGAUGAUCUUCUCAGUGGAGACUCGGGUGGCCCAUCGACAAAUGAAACAUUGAUUGUAAUUGGGCUCAUUGCACUUGUCACUUGUCUCAUUUUCCUCGUACUUCUCCUUCUUCUCGCAUACUUCUGUUCUACACGAACUGAUAGUUAUAAUGUGCACAAAGACGAAGGAAGUCCGCCUGUAUGAGAAAAUGAGCAGCAGCUUCUCUGAAGAUAUGUAAAGAAAAAGUCAUGAGAAAUUAUUAUCAUGAUUCUGUUACGUGUAUGGUUUUUUGUAGCAUUCGAAUUUCACUCAAUAAAUUCUAAUAAUUUUG
Caenorhabditis elegans is the source of this 2254-nucleotide messenger RNA. It is a transcript of the gene ZC581.3, whose product is annotated as CPG4 domain-containing protein. Lineage: Eukaryota; Metazoa; Nematoda; Chromadorea; Rhabditida; Rhabditidae. The record is from RefSeq and is marked reviewed. The coding region runs from base 52 to 2127 and encodes 691 amino acids. The transcript is spliced from 11 exons.